AUGAACAGCAACAAUCGUGUUCAGCUGUUCGAUGCCACCACGAGCAAAUUCCUAGCGUCUGUCGGCAGGAGGGGGCAGAUUAGACCCGGGCGGAUGCAGGGUCCCGAAGGUGUAGCGUUUGUGGACGGCCGCCGCGAGAUGAUUGUUGCCGACACAGGGAACAGCAGGCUUCAGAUCUUCCACGUCGAGGAGCUGGCGGAUCCCCUCGAUGACCCCGGUAUCCAGCCCGACGUCACCUCCUCCUCCUCUUCUUCAUCUUCCUCGGGGCGUGGAGCAGGAGAGCUACAACGGCAAGCGGCCAACUUCGAACAGGGGCCAGAUGAUGCCGACGGCGAUGAUGGUGCCUGUUUGCUCGUGUUCGCGGGGGGGGAAGACGCCGGUGGGCUGAGGCAGCGCCGAGUGGCGGGUGAGUCCGAAGACGCCGAGGGGCCUCUGAGCCAACCUUGCGACGUGGCGUACUGGAGGCCACGGCGGACGGCGGCUGGAGAAUUCCCAGAAAAAGGAGGGAAAAAGAAGAAAAAGAAAAGAAAACCGGAAGAAAAAGAAGGCGAAGUGGAAGACACCACUACUGUCUGGGCGUGGAACCCUGAACCGCCGAGGUGGUUUUGGCCGAACCCUGAGGACGAGGAGAGAGCAAGGAGGGAGCUAUUAUCACCCGCGUCGCCUCCGCGAACCAACCCCGCCCCAACCAGCAAACCUCCUGCCGGGUUUCCACCCCGAGGGCACACCAAGAAACCGAUUGAUCGUCGCUCGACGUCGGAGAAUGAAAGCAGCACGGGGCAGUUUCGAGUUGGCAGCAUCAAGGGUGGUGGCACCGGGGAGCCCACACUUGGCGCGUUCGUGGUCUGCGCAACAGGAGUUGCCGGCAAGCUCCAGCUGUCGUUUAUCGCGAAGACGAAGGAAGCCGAGGAGGCCGAACACGCCGCUGCCAAUGGAAGCGAGCCCGCAGAGAGCGAGGACGAGUCUUUCUCUUCCCUCUCGGGACGUCGGUCUACAGAAGAACGGGGAGAAGACGACAGCUCGGAAGGCUUCGAAUGGAUGAGGCGCGUGUGCAGGAACGGGUAG
Messenger RNA from Ectocarpus siliculosus, 1065 nucleotides. The record is from the annotation of a GenBank genome assembly. NCBI's taxonomy places the organism in Eukaryota, Phaeophyceae, Ectocarpales, Ectocarpaceae.